This is a messenger RNA of Rotaria sordida, 260 nucleotides long. NCBI's taxonomy places the organism in Eukaryota, Metazoa, Rotifera, Eurotatoria, Philodinida, Philodinidae. The record is from the annotation of a GenBank genome assembly.
AUGGACGAACAAUUAAAAACAAUAUCAACUUCUCCUGAUUCAAUUUUUUCUCAAUUUUCAUCACCUGAUACAGUAGUUAAUGGUGGAAUUAUUCCUACAUUGUCUGCAUUGUCAGUACUUUCACCACUUCGAUCAUCAGUUACAUUAGCCAAUAUGAGCAAUCUUACAAAUACACAAGAGAAUCAAAAUUUUUUUCUUGAUGAAUUUAGUUCACAAAAAUCUUUUGCAAUGUCUCGAUGGUGAGUUAAAACGAUUUCUUA